Vicia villosa (hairy vetch) is the source of this 2631-nucleotide messenger RNA. Its product is annotated as U-box domain-containing protein 16-like. The transcript has a single exon. Gene Ontology annotation, molecular function: ubiquitin-protein transferase activity; protein binding. The record is from RefSeq and is a predicted model, not a curated record. Gene Ontology annotation, cellular component: cytoplasm; nucleus. Bases 230 to 2434 code for a protein of 734 amino acids. Gene Ontology annotation, biological process: protein ubiquitination. NCBI's taxonomy places the organism in Eukaryota, Viridiplantae, Streptophyta, Magnoliopsida, Fabales, Fabaceae.
CAAAAACACAGUCAAAUUUCAAAACCUAUUACUACAACUUGCAAUAAUAAUGAUAAUACUAUUAUAUUAACCAAGCCAGCAUAGCAGACCCAUGUUUCAUUGAUUCCACAAGUUUGUGUAUUACACGCAGAGAAAAACAACGGCCAUACCCAAUUUGUUUUAGAAUAAUCGCUUAAAUAAUAAUUCCUAAUUUUGCUUUUUUCUUCGUCUAUCUAUCUAUCCAUCUUCAAUGAAAAGUCAUCAUAACCAUAAUCAUAAUCUUCUUCAUUCUUCUUUUACUUCUGAUAUCAACAACUCUAUCAUAGACUUAAAUCCCAAUCAUCAAUUCACAAAAAACAUGGCGAUAUCACCUCAAACUUUCCCUACAACUAAACGACCACCUUCAGAGUCGUCGUUUAUCUCUCCAAACCUCACCAACUUCAAUCUUCUCCACUCUCUGUUACACCUCACCUACCAAAUAUCUUCAUUAAACGCACCUCCUUGGUGUCGUUUUCUCUUAAACAAAACCUCAUCUUCCACCAUCCGCAAAACGCAGCUCCUCGGCGUCGUUUUCGAAGACCUAAUUCGCAAUGAUUCAACUUCAAUUUCAAUUUCAACCACUAUUUGUUCAAACUCUUUUGAUCUUUGUCUUGAAGAAAUGUACAUAGUGUUGCACAGGAUCAAAACGUUGAUUGAAGAUUGUUCCAAUGGAAGCAAAUUCUCUAUUCUAAUGCAAAUUGAAAUCAUUGCGGAUAAUUUCAACAAACUCACCGGAGAAUUAUCGACGCUUCUAGAUGUUUUUCCGAUCCAUCAGUUUAAUCUCAACGACGACGUUUUGGAGAUUGUUCAUCUCAUCAGAAAACAGUGUUCAGAAUCAAAGCUUCUAUUAGGCGAAGAACAAAUCACUCUCCGAAACGAUGUCGUUUCUGUUCUGGAAGGGAUUAAAAGAGAGAUUGUUCCGAAUAAGGAGAAACUAGCUUCGAUUUUCGAGAAACUGGAAAUUCGCGAUUCAUCAACAUGCAGAACUGAGAUUGAAAAUCUUCAAGAAGAGAUUCAGAAUCAAAGUGAAGAACAAUCGAAAUCAAUUAUAUUUGCUUUGAUCGGCCUAGUUCGUUACGCAAAGUGUGUUCUCUUCGGAGCAUCAACGCCCUCGACGAGAAUUGAAACAUUCCGGCGGAAUCAGUCGUUGGAGAUUGUUGUUCCGGCGGAUUACCGGUGUCCGAUAAGCUUAGAACUGAUUCGUGAUCCUGUCGUCGUGGCAACAGGACAGACGUACGAUCGUGCCUCCAUCAAGUUAUGGAUUGAAUCUGGACAUAACACGUGUCCGAAAACAGGUCAGACCCUGGCCCACACGGAUUUAAUACCUAAUCAUGCUUUGAGAAACAUGAUAGCUUUGUGGUGCAGAGAACAGAAAAUUCCGUUUGAAGAUGACACGGUUACCGUUAAAAUAAACGGCGGUGUUGCCAAUAAAACAGCUUUGGAAGCUACGAGAAUGACGGCGUCGUUUUUAGUCAACAAGUUGACAUUGACUAACUCAAUGGAAGAUACAAACGGCGUCGUUUAUGAGCUUCGGGUGUUAGCGAAAACUGAUUCAGAAAGCCGAGCCUGUAUAGCCGAAGCUGGAGCUAUAGAGCUUUUGGUUCGGUUUUUAAGCUAUGAAGUUGGUUCGAACAACCCGAGCCUACAAGUUAACGCCGUGACAACGAUUUUAAAUCUUUCUAUCCUUGAAGCGAAUAAGAUAAAGAUAAUGGAAAGUGACGGCGCGUUAAAUGGGAUAACGGAGGUUUUACGAGCAGGUGCCACGUGGGAGGCGAAAUCGAAUGCUGCGGCGACGGUGUUUAGUUUAACGGGAGUUGUUGCUUUUAGAAAACGGUUAGGGAGGAAGACACGUGUCGUUAGUGGAUUGGUUGAGUUAGCUAAAAGUGGACCUGAGGGAGCGAAGAGAGAUGCUCUUGCGGCGAUAUUGAAUCUGGCGUCGGAUCGUGAAACGGUGGCGAGGUUAGUUGAGAGUGGCGCGGUUCAGAUGACGGCGGAGAUAAUGCCUGGAAUGCCGGAGGAAGCUGUGACAAUACUUGAAGCGGUGGUAAAGCGGGGAGGAUUGGUGGCGGUUGCGGCGGCUUUUAUGGGGAUAAAGAAAUUGGGGAAGGUGUUGAGGGAGGGAUCGGAGAGGGCAAGAGAGAGUGCGGCGGCGACGCUGGUGACGAUGUGUAGGAAAGGUGGAUCGGAGAUUGUGACGGAGCUUGCGGGGAUUCAUGGUGUGGAGAGGGUGAUUUGGGAGUUGAUGGCGGUGGGAAGUGUGAGAGGGAGGAGGAAGGCGGCGACGUUGUUGAGGAUUUUACGGCGGUGGGCGGCGGGUUUGGACGGUGGUGAAACGGAAGGGUUUUCUACAACUAAUGCUUCUGUUAGUGCGUCAACUACCGUGGUUGUUCCAACUACUACUUCAUCAGUACAAUAGCACAAUUAAUUUGUAAAUUUCUCAACUUUCGUUGUGAGUUAGUUAUUUUUUUACUAUUUUUUUUAGUUUACUUGAUUUUACCUUUUCUGUAAAAUGUAGCAUAUGGGGAAAUUUUCUUUUUUUGUUAAUGGAAAUAUAUACAUUCUUUCAUUAUUUGAAUUUGCUAUGAAGUAAAAAGUGAGUUUUGCAUUUUGUUA